AUGGCUCCAGUCACGAACAACAAGCGCUCGCGCUCGCCUAGCCCGGAGCCGGUGCCGCGCCGAAUCAUCAAGCACUGGCGUUGCGAGAGCGACUCUGGGGCGCCCGAGGCUGGUCCUUCGUGGCGCCCCCGGGGCCUUUCUACGACAUCUAUCGCUGCUAGCGACGAAGAGCACGACCCACCCACGACCGACACGCGUCCAGCAUCUCCUGUUCUUCAGCAGCGUGAGCCUGGCAUUGCCGUCGCUGCUACGGACCCAGCCCUUCCUGAGACUAGCAAACAAGACACAACUAGCCUCGUCCAGCAACUUUCGCAGCUCCAGACGAAGAACGGCACAGGGAGUGUCCUUGAGACUCUCAACGACGAUCAAGUCGGCGAAGACGCGGAGAAGCUCGAUCGUUCUCGGUCUGCGACGCCUGUACCAGACGAACAUGGCCAGAUGACACCCCGCGCUCAUCCUCAACAACUCCCAGUCUCCUUCCCAAGCUCUUCCGAGCUGCCUCCUGCACUCAAGCGCCGCGUCGAACCGAAGAAGCCCAGGCAGAAGAUGCUUGGUACGGCCAUCCCGAGACGUUCCACUGCAUCACCGCAGUCCGAUUCUUUGAGGUCGCCGCCGAGCUCUCAACCUGAUUCUGCGCCGUUCGACAACAAUCCCGAUGAACCGGACGCUUAUCCUAGUUCUAGCCAGGAAAGCGUGGAGAGCACUAAGACAACCUCGUCUGAGCUUGAAAGGGCAAAUGUUGACUUUAAUGGAGAUCGGGAGACGUCAUCUGACGAUGAUAGCCAGUGA
Messenger RNA from Peniophora sp. CBMAI 1063, 789 nucleotides. The record is from the annotation of a GenBank genome assembly. Lineage: Eukaryota; Fungi; Basidiomycota; Agaricomycetes; Russulales; Peniophoraceae.